This is a messenger RNA of Scophthalmus maximus (turbot), 1401 nucleotides long. It is a transcript of the gene rabepk, whose product is annotated as Rab9 effector protein with kelch motifs. Gene Ontology annotation, molecular function: protein binding. The record is from RefSeq and is a predicted model, not a curated record. NCBI's taxonomy places the organism in Eukaryota, Metazoa, Chordata, Actinopteri, Pleuronectiformes, Scophthalmidae. The transcript is spliced from 8 exons. Bases 298 to 1338 code for a protein of 346 amino acids.
AAGAAGAAGAAGAAGAAGAAGAAGAAGAAGAAGAAGAAGAAGAAGAAGGAUCGUUUACUGGCUUUGAUGUCGUAUCUAACUCCGAUACUAUUCACAGAAAAUCUUUCAAUUUUGUUGUUGUUUACACCUACCUCGGAGCUUUGCUGUCACGUGGUUCGGUGUCACUAGAUAACACUAAUGAGGGUGAAGCGUUCACCAUAAAAACUAUGGAAAUGUGUAUUUUUGGGUCACUUCGACGGUAGCUACUGUACAUUCCACGUAAGGGCUGCUGUGCCAUCUUCUCCCAGCGUCUACACUAUGGAGCUCCUCCCAGUACUUGAACCCCUCGAUAAACCCAAAGAAGCAACAUGGUAUUCUUUUAUACCCAGGGGAAGUGCUCCGGGUGUUAGUGUUGGUCACACCUGCAUGUUUACUUCAUCGGGAGAAGGAGGAAAGGGAAGAAUCCUUAUUGUUGGGGGAGCCAACCCCAAUGGCAGUUUCUCACAUUCACAUAUCAUAAAUCUAGAUAGUCAUGAAUGGGACAUUCCAGAGUGGAAGGGUUUGGAGGCGCGAUAUGAACACUGCAGCUUUGUGCCAGAGAGCUGCCCGCAGAGCCUGUGGGUGUUUGGUGGUGCACAGCAGAGUGGCAACCGCAGCUGCAUCCAGAACAUACAGCUAACAGAUGGUGGGUCUCACUGGAAGGACGUAUCCGUAAUGGGAAAGCCUCCCAGUCCGAGGACAUACCACACCAACUCAGCCUGCCUUGGGGACACGCUGUAUGUCUUUGCUGGUGGCGAAGAAGGAGCAGCACCUGUGUCUGACCAAAAACUCCAUGUCUUCGAUACAGUGUCUAACACCUGGUCCCAACCAGAAACACAAGGCAGACAUCCACCAGCCAGACACGGCCAUGUUAUCGCAGCCGUGGGUUCAAAGAUCUACAUUCAUGGAGGCAUGGCUGGAGACAAAUUCCACAAUGACAUGUACACUCUCGACACAGGGAGCAUGAGGUGGGAGAAAGUGCAGGCCAAAGGAGACAUCCCACCAGGAGUAGCAGCCCACUCGGCUGUGGUGCUGGGAAAGAACAUCUAUAUCUUUGGAGGGAUGACCGCAGAUGGAGCCAGCAACGUCAUGUACAGAUUCAACACUGACAAAAGUAGAUGGGUCCUAAUGAACUUUAAAGGAGAUAAGCCACCCAACCGCCUUGACCACUCCAUGUGUUUAUUGCCCUGGAAAGUGCAUGAGGAGGAGCAGGUCAACUGCUCUGCAGCCUCCGAGACAAUACAUCUGGCCUUUGUAUUUGGAGGGAUGGACACCCAGGGGGUUAUACAUAAUGACUGUAUUGUUGCCGUUGUGACAUGAUGUGCCUUGGUGUUGCAAUAUUCAUUUCCUCAAGUUGAAAUAAAAUGUUUUUUUCAAGUGCUA